Cantharellus anzutake is the source of this 3030-nucleotide messenger RNA. RefSeq lists its product as uncharacterized. Lineage: Eukaryota; Fungi; Basidiomycota; Agaricomycetes; Cantharellales; Hydnaceae. The transcript is spliced from 4 exons. The record is from RefSeq and is a predicted model, not a curated record. Bases 1 to 3030 code for a protein of 1009 amino acids.
AUGGAUGCAUUCCAAGUCAAGAUCCCUUCUCUACCGAUAUUCUACACGCCUGGUCAGACUGGGAAUCUUGCAGGCUAUAGACAACAAAAAAUAUUUUCUAGACCUCACCCCAAUGAAACUUACAGCCCUGCUACCUCAAUUCCAUCACGGGGCCGUCCCAAGCGCAAAGCUGCAGAGGACCAGGAUUCUCCAGUGAAAAAAAUCUGCGAGAAUUCAGGAAGAACUGCUGUUAUUGCCAACCAACGGGCAGAGUUCAUUGGAAGCCCACCAGAACCACUCUCACCAUCAAAGCAGCUUAACAGAGAAGACCAAGCCAGGAGCUGCAACGCAUUCAAUACCAUCGAGUCGGAAUGGAUGGCAUCCAGUUCUUCCCAGACACCGACGGAGUGUGAUAAAUGGCAAAGUACCUCGAGGUGCCCUUCAUGUUAUAGCUCUGCCCCCGAGCAAUUAUACCUGCUGGGCAGCCAGCCCAGGCCCAAGCCUCUGGCAACAGUAGAACUGAUACUGUCGAUACUGAGAUCGCGGGAUAUCACACUCGGCGAGUUUCUCAUUACGCUUUUUGGGGAUACCACGCACUUAAGUACAUCAGCAAAGGAGAUGCUCAAGUGGUUCAUAGGGGGACGUACCGUGAAGAACCACCCUGUUGACAUCGUCCAUGCAUUAUACAGUCAUCCAUGGGCCCAGCCCCAGCAAUCGUAUGAACCCACCUAUGACACACUGCCAGAAUACGCUAUUCCAAUGAUGAGUUCUCAGCCAGGAACUCAUUCAGACAUCAAGAACACGUACAGCAAGCUACAGGAGUACUUUAUUGCACGCGUUGUUGACCGGCUGGAGACAGAAGUCAGGGCUCUUCUCAAAAGCCCUUACUUGCGUGCAAGAGACACCGCGACAAGCCGAUUUAGCUGGGAUACGGUCCUAGACUUCUCUGUUAACACAGUCCAGAAGAUGGCCCUCAGCGUCGCACCUGUGACCUGGAUGUUGUUAACAUGGAUUGCAGUUGGUGGGGAGAGGGUGGAGCAGCUGAAAGAAGCGAAAUUAAGGGACUCUGGGAAGGGACGUGGGUCGAAUCACGUACGAGAUCCCUAUUUAGGAUGCACCGUUGUGCUGAUGGUGCUGUUGUACUUUUGUAAUAAAGGGUUAAACAAAUUCCAGAGCAUCAUGGGAUUACUCAUGUUCUCUGAGAAUUCUUCAAAGUCAUUACAAUCCAUCACUGGCCACAUCGGACUUGCAGUCGCGAAUAGCUCAACUCUUCAGCGCUUAUACUCAAUGAGCGCGGUUGCAUCCGAGAAAAUUCGCAACAUAGGGGCUAACUGGGUCAACAAGCUGGCUUCAUUCCAUGUCGUUUAUGAUAACAUCAAUCAGUACCAUAAAGACUGGCGGCCAUCCCUCUCUUCACAAACAUGUAUGGAAAGUGGGACUGCUGCCACCUUGAUCAUGCAGCCUGGCGUGGCUGCAGAUGCUUUCGAUGGUUUUGAAUAUGAGGAACGCCGGCGGCACGUCAAACGUGAUGACAUCACGUUAACGAGGAUUUGGGAUGACGUUGACCGCAAGCACCUGGAAAACGUCUGUGUCAUCAACAUAUUGCGUCUGUUACUCGAUCACAUACCUGGCCUGAAGCGACACAAGAACGACUUCGACAAUUUCAGGCAAACUGCUGCGAUUCACCCAACGCCACUCCAAAUCACCGAAGUUAUCCCCCUUGAGACGUCGGGCUUUGAUGAGGCAACUACUAUGGGAAACCGUCAGACAAUCCGCGACAUCAUCGAACGCCAACUUGGGAUCCCUCCACAUGCUGUCGAAGGACGACUCAUACCAUUCUCCGGUGAUCAGGCCACAAUAUCACGCAUCCGAACCCUGAAGCGCCACACAGCUUCAGGGUCUUCUUGGUUCUCUUCAAACCGUUAUGUCCUACCGCUUAUCGAGCUUUGGCACAUGAAGUUCGCAAUGCUCAAAGGGAUAAUUAAAGCUCACUGGCCAGAGCAGACCGAAAAGGGCGACGUUGGUCUUCGCUUCGCUGCCGAUAAACUUCGUCGGAAUUUAAACCCCAACAAAGUGGAUUUCUAUCCCGCUGAGAGACUCAUUGAAGUUGUACUCACAGCGAUGACGCUAAAUUACAUCAGACAUAUACUUCGCCAGAAAUCUUUGAAAUGCCCUGUCCGGGAGGACAGGAAGCCGAUGCACCUUACCGAAGAACUCGAGGCAUACACAAAGGAAGGAAACUUUCUCCAUUCAUGUAGUUUCAACGAUCUCUACCGCCUUGCUUGCGAUGCAUACCAUGCAUUUGGCUCGACACGUUCCGGUUACAUGGCCUUGUCACCCGAUGUAAGCGAUGGCCAGUCAUACUUCGCCCGCUUCAUCGAUCCUCAACUGGACUCUCUCUUCCCAAUGCCAGAAGAGCCCUCGAUUGUAUCCAAUAUGGCCCGACGAAGCUGUGAGCAGGGUGAAAGCGAUGAAGACGAUGUGGACGAAAGUGAUGACGAGGCUGGUAAUGCCAAUGACUGCAUCGGAGCAUCAAUGAAUAUUGAUUUGACUUUCGAUAAUGAAUCUCUCACCUUCGAGAUGCCAAACAACACUCGUGGCGACAUCUUAAUGCACAACAAUGCAUUUCUUUGGCGAGAUUUGCUUCAUUACUGGGAGCUCAAGAGUAGCGUGAAGGAAGGAGAUGUAGGACAGACGUUUGAAGUGAUUAAGUGGCUACGCAUGUGGUUCUUCGGCGUUGGGGCGAGCAAUUAUGGCCACGAACUUUUACAUCAAGCGAUUGAUUUAUGGUUCAAUUUCACGGCGGCGACGAAGAAGGCAGUCUUUGACUGGUACAUUUUGAAUGUAUCAGGGUUAGUUGGGGGGCGAAAGGAGAGAGAUCUCCUUCAGGAGCACCACAACCUUGCAAUCAAGCGGGUGCAUAAUGGACGCUUGGCAAGGUUUGAUUCGAGGUUCAUUCGGGAGGCCGUCUCCUUGAAUGUCGUGCCACUGGGUCAACUUGCAAACACGAUCAAGGAUCGGCUUGGUCUUCACAAAACCGUAUCGAACUGA